Fukomys damarensis (Damara mole-rat) is the source of this 1111-nucleotide messenger RNA. Its product is annotated as sodium/glucose cotransporter 2-like. Bases 298 to 879 code for a protein of 193 amino acids. The record is from RefSeq and is a predicted model, not a curated record. Gene Ontology annotation, cellular component: plasma membrane. Lineage: Eukaryota; Metazoa; Chordata; Mammalia; Rodentia; Bathyergidae. Gene Ontology annotation, molecular function: D-glucose:sodium symporter activity. Gene Ontology annotation, biological process: transmembrane transport; sodium ion transport. The transcript is spliced from 4 exons.
AUGUCUGCAUUCCUCUCCCACCCAAGGCCUGGGCUGCAUCUGCCUCCUACUUCUGGUACCUUCCCAAGACUAGAGAAGCUGCUGUCCAAGUCUUGCCUCCUACCAGAGGUCCCAUCUCUUCCCUGCUAGGAUUCCCAGUCCCCACUAGGAUCAGUGAUCCUUGUUCCCAGGUCAGGCUCUGUCCUAACCACUCUUGCAGAUGACGUGGCCUGCGUGGUGCCUGAGGUGUGCAAGCGUGUGUGUGGCACGGAGGUGGGCUGCUCCAACAUCGCCUACCCGCGGCUUGUGGUGAAGCUAAUGCCCAAUGCUUCUGUUUGGCCCACAGGUCUACGUGGACUUAUGCUGGCAGUCAUGCUGGCUGCGCUCAUGUCCUCACUGGCCUCCAUUUUUAAUAGCAGCAGCACGCUUUUCACCAUGGACAUCUACACCCGCCUGCGGCCUCACGCAGGAGAGAGGGAGCUGCUACUGGUUGGACGGCUCUGGGUGGUGUUCAUUGUGGCAGUGUCGGUGGCUUGGCUGCCAGUAGUGCAGGCUGCUCAGGGCGGGCAGCUUUUCGAUUACAUCCAGUCGGUCUCCAGCUACCUGGCACCCCCAGUGUCUGCAGUCUUCGUGCUUGCACUCUUCGUGCCUCGUGUAAAUGAGAAGGGUGCCUUCUGGGGACUGGUCGGGGGCCUGCUGAUGGGCCUGGCACGCCUCAUCCCUGAGUUCUCCUUUGGCACGGGCAGCUGCGUGCGGCCCUCAGCAUGCCCAGCACUCCUCUGCCAAGUACACUACCUCUACUUUGCCAUCGUGCUCUUUUUCUGCUCUGGCCUCCUCACCCUCGUGGUCUCCCUGUGCACUGCGCCAAUCCCACGCAAGCAUGUGAGUGCUGGCCUCUAGGUGGGCUGUGUGACAAGACAGGUCCUGUACGGGCCCAAGGCCUACUCCUAUCCCCUCUGCUGGUCGACUAUGAGGAACACCCAGUGGGGAAGAUCCGAGUUUCUACACUGAGGACUGUGGGGGCAGACUGCAGAAGUCCAGAGUGAAGGCGCAUUUACAGAGCAAGCACAACCUUUUCACCUAAAUGACAUUUAUUGGAAGUAGUCUGGGGGAGGUGCUGAGCUGAACACUU